UGCAGAUGUGCAGUCACUUCAGAUUGGCUGGAGCAUCUGAGUCCACAGAAGAGCAACUUCUCACCCUUCGAGGCUGCUGUGGAAGCUCCUGGGGCAGCAGACAGGAACCGAGACGGGAGCACCGCCCUCCCGCCGGAUUCCCGGCGGCUCCUCCUCCCACUCCCAAACCCACUCCCAAACCAAAGUGCAGGCUUCCCCGUUCCAGCCAGAAGCGCUGCGUGAGCCUCCACACGUAGCCUCAGGCGGCUCCUUAAAUAGUGUCCGCGCUGAGCAAACAGUCCAGACGUGGGGCCCGGGAGGGCGAGCGGAGGCGACCGCACCGGGCGCACAGUGGCGGCGGGUCAGCGGGCGGCCAAUAGCCAGGGCGCGGCCCGCCUCUUCGCCUCCCCUCAGGGAACCUAUAAGGCGCCGCAGCGCCCGGCGCGCCAGCUGCUGUGCGCCUCCGCCGACGACCUGACAGACUCUGCGGCGUUACGCGCCGCUCCGACUGCCAGCCGCGCGCCUCGCCCGCCUGCUCCCGCCCGCAAUUUCAGCCCGGGGCGGACCUGGGUCCCUGCGCUCUCGCGAGAAGUGCGGCGCUGCGGGGCCGUGGGCGCCGGAGCCCGCGCGGCCCUCGAGGGCCGAACAUGGUGGGGCGCAAGGUGACUCCUCAGCUGCUGCUCCUUGCGCUCGUCCUUCACCCCUGGAAUCCCUGCCUAGGUGCUGACUCAGAGAAGCCCUCGAGCAUCCCCACAGAUAAAUUAUUAGUCAUAACUGUAGCAACAAAAGAAAGUGAUGGAUUCCAUCGAUUUAUGCAGUCAGCCAAAUAUUUCAAUUAUACUGUGAAGGUCCUUGGUCAAGGAGAAGAGUGGAGAGGUGGUGAUGGAAUUAAUAGUAUUGGAGGGGGCCAAAAAGUGAGAUUAGUGAAAGAAGUCAUGGGACACUAUGCUGAUCAAGAUGAUCUGGUUGUCAUGUUUACUGAAUGCUUUGAUGUCAUAUUUGCUGGUGGUCCAGAAGAACUUCUAAAAAAAUUCCAAAAGGCAAACCACAAAGUGGUCUUUGCAGCAGAUGGAAUUCUGUGGCCAGAUAAAAGACUAGCAGACAAGUAUCCUGUUGUGCACAUUGGGAAACGUUAUCUGAAUUCAGGAGGAUUUAUUGGCUAUGCUCCAUACAUCAACCGUAUAGUUCAACAAUGGAAUCUCCAGGAUAAUGAUGAUGAUCAGCUCUUUUACACUAAAAUUUACAUUGAUCCACUGAAAAGGGAAGCUAUUAACAUCACAUUGGAUCACAAAUGCAAAAUUUUCCAGACCUUAAAUGGAGCUGUAGAUGAAGUUGUUUUAAAAUUUGAAAAUGGCAAAGCCAGAGCUAAGAAUACAUUUUAUGAAACAUUACCAGUGGCAAUUAAUGGAAAUGGACCCACCAAGAUUCUCCUGAAUUAUUUUGGAAACUAUGUACCCAAUUCAUGGACACAGGAUAAUGGCUGCACUCUUUGUGAAUUUGAUACAGUUGACUUGUCUGCAGUGGAUGUCCAUCCAAAUGUAACAAUAGGUGUUUUUAUUGAGCAACCAACCCCUUUUCUACCUCGGUUUCUGGACAUUUUGUUGACACUGGAUUACCCAAAAGAAGCUCUUAAACUUUUUAUUCAUAACAAAGAAGUUUAUCAUGAAAAGGACAUCAAGGUAUUUUUUGAUAAAGCUAAACAUGAAAUCAAAACUAUAAAAAUAGUAGGACCAGAAGAAAAUUUAAGUCAAGCGGAAGCCAGAAACAUGGGAAUGGACUUUUGCCGUCAGGAUGAAAAUUGUGAUUAUUACUUUAGUGUGGAUGCAGAUGUUGUUUUGACAAAUCCAAGGACUUUAAAAAUUUUGAUUGAACAAAACAGAAAGAUUAUUGCUCCUCUUGUAACUCGUCAUGGAAAGCUAUGGUCCAAUUUCUGGGGAGCAUUGAGUCCUGAUGGAUACUAUGCACGAUCUGAAGAUUAUGUGGACAUUGUUCAAGGAAAUAGAGUAGGAGUAUGGAAUGUCCCAUACAUGGCUAAUGUGUACUUAAUUAAAGGAAAGACACUCCGAUCAGAGAUGAAUGAAAGGAACUAUUUUGUUCGUGAUAAACUGGAUCCUGAUAUGGCUCUUUGUCGAAAUGCUAGAGAAAUGACUUUACAAAGGGAAAAAGACUCCCCUACUCCGGAAACAUUCCAAAUGCUCAGCCCCCCAAAGGGUGUGUUUAUGUACAUUUCUAAUAGAAAUGAAUUUGGAAGGCUAUUAUCUACUGCUAAUUACAAUACUUCUCAUUAUAACAAUGACCUCUGGCAGAUUUUUGAAAAUCCUGUGGACUGGAAGGAAAAGUAUAUAAACCGUGAUUAUUCCAAGAUUUUCACUGAAAAUAUAGUUGAACAGCCAUGUCCAGAUGUCUUUUGGUUCCCCAUAUUUUCGGAAAAAGCCUGUGACGAAUUGGUAGAAGAAAUGGAGCAUUACGGCAAAUGGUCUGGAGGAAAACAUCACGAUAGCCGUAUAUCUGGUGGUUAUGAAAAUGUCCCAACUGAUGAUAUCCACAUGAAGCAAGUUGAUCUUGAGAAUGUAUGGCUUCAUUUUAUCCGGGAGUUCAUUGCACCAGUUACACUGAAGGUCUUUGCAGGCUAUUAUACGAAGGGGUUUGCACUAUUGAAUUUUGUAGUAAAAUAUUCCCCUGAAAGACAGCGUUCUCUUCGCCCUCAUCAUGAUGCUUCUACAUUUACCAUAAACAUUGCACUUAAUAACGUGGGAGAAGACUUUCAGGGAGGUGGUUGCAAAUUUCUAAGGUACAAUUGCUCUAUUGAAUCACCACGAAAAGGCUGGAGCUUCAUGCAUCCUGGGAGACUCACACAUUUGCAUGAAGGACUUCCUGUUAAAAAUGGAACAAGAUACAUUGCAGUAUCAUUUAUAGACCCCUAAGUUAUUUACUUUUCAUUGAAUUUAAAUUUCUUUUGGAUGAAUGACUGACAUGAACACGUCUUUGAAGUUGUGUCUGAGAAGAUGAGAGGAAUAUUUAAAUAACUGCAACAGAACAGCUUCACUUUGGGCCAAACAUUUGAAAAACAUUUUAUAAAAAAUGUUAUUUCUUAAUGUCUGCUCUGAGCCUUAAAACACAGGUUGAAGAAGAAACGAAAGAAAAAAACAGCAAAAGAAAAUAUUUAUUUCUAAGCUUUUUUUGCCUCUGAGAAUAAUGACAAUUUUAUGAAUAUUUGUUUCAAGAUGAUAAAAUAUUUAGGUACAAAUGACAAGACUAAUUAUAUUUUCUUAUUUAAAAAAAGCAUGGGAAGAUUUUUAUUUAUCAAAAUUAGAGGAAAUAUAGAUGAAAUGGAUAUAAAUGAAAUUACCAUGUUUUAAAACUUUGAAAAUCAGAUUCAAACUGUAUUUGUAUGCAAUUAAGUACUUUUUUGAAUACCUAUGCAGGUCUUAUUUACAGUAGUUACUACAGGAACACACAAUUAUACAAUGUUUUCCUUAAGAAAAUUAGUACAAAAUACAACUGAGGAGCAUAUACAGUUGAAAACAUUUUUGCUUAGAUUGUAAGGCAGAAUAUUUUACAUUUGUAUUAAAAAUCAAACUCUGUGUUUCUUCAGAUGAAUCUUCAAAAGUGGAUUAUAUUAAGUAGGUAUUAGAUUUAGGAAAACCUUUCCAUGUCUUAAAGUAUUAUCAAAUGUCAACUUCAGAUCAACAAGUGUCCUUAAGUCAAAACAGGCUUUUUUUUUUGUUUCCCUUUUUUAGAAAGUUCUAGAAAAUAGUGAGGAAAAAGAAAAGUUUCAUUGAGAUGAGUAGUGCAUUUAUAAUUUUUUUAAAAAACUUUUAAGUACUUGAAUUUUAUAUCAGGAAAAUAAAGUCGUUGAGCCUUGCUUCUUCCCUUUUGCCCUUUGUCUCUCUCCUUAUUCUUUUUUUGGGGGGAAGGUUAUUUGUUUUUUUCUCUUCCUGGCAUAAUUUCCAUUUUAUUCUUAGUGUCUAUAUUAACUUCCCUGUAUCCCACUUAUAAAAAAAUACCCCAACAAAAAUAUUUGUUGACUUGAUGUUUUAUCAUUUCUCUAAGUAAGGUUGAAAUAUCCUUAUUUUAGCUACUGUUUUUAAUGUAAAGGUUAAACUUGAAAAGAAGCUCUUAAUCAUGGUGCGAACAUUCAUUUUCUAACACUAUGUGUUAGAAAAUUAUAAAAAAUAAAAUAAUUUUAGAA
Molecule: messenger RNA, 4171 nt
Organism: Callithrix jacchus (white-tufted-ear marmoset)
Lineage: Eukaryota; Metazoa; Chordata; Mammalia; Primates; Cebidae
Gene: PLOD2
Product: procollagen-lysine,2-oxoglutarate 5-dioxygenase 2
Biological process (GO): peptidyl-lysine hydroxylation
Cellular component (GO): endoplasmic reticulum
Molecular function (GO): procollagen-lysine 5-dioxygenase activity; iron ion binding; L-ascorbic acid binding
Source: RefSeq, a predicted model, not a curated record